Molecule: messenger RNA, 1241 nt
Organism: Aspergillus alliaceus
Lineage: Eukaryota; Fungi; Ascomycota; Eurotiomycetes; Eurotiales; Aspergillaceae
Product: M28 family metallopeptidase
Exons: 4
Coding region: 1-1131 (376 amino acids)
Biological process (GO): proteolysis
Molecular function (GO): metalloexopeptidase activity
Source: RefSeq, a predicted model, not a curated record
AUGCGCUUUCUUCCGUGCCUCACCACCUUGGCUGCCACGGCAUCUGCCUUGGUUAUUGGGGACCGUCCCCGUUCAGAUGAUCUCUAUGUCCUGGAAUUCGGUCCUGGGGAUACGAAAACUGUAACGGAAGCAGAGAAAUGGGCUUUGAGAGCAGAGGGCAAGAGGUUCUUCGACAUUACUGAUCGGGUCAGCCAGCUUGAACUCACAUCAAGCCAGCAACAGAAGCCCGCCGUCAAGUAUCCCGAUUCGGUGCAACACAAGGAGACCGUAGAAGCCCUAAUCAAGUCGCUCGACAAAAACAACUUCGAAACGGUUCUGCAGCCGUUCUCGGAGUUCCACAAUCGUUAUUAUAAGAGCGACAAUGGCGCAAAGUCAUCCCAGUGGUUGCAGGGUAAAAUCCAGGACAUCAUUUCUACAAGUGGCGCAAAGGGAGUCACUGUCAAGCCUUUCAAACACUCCUUUGCUCAGUCGAGCAUUAUCGCGACAAUUCCUGGCAAGAGUGGAAAGACUAUUGUGCUUGGAGCACACCAGGAUUCUAUCAACCUGAGGUCGCCUUCAACGGGCCGUGCGCCCGGUGCUGAUGAUGAUGGCUCCGGAGUUGUAACAAUUCUCGAAGCCUUCCGUGUACUCCUCACGGACAAACAAGUGGCAGCCGGCGAGGCUCCUAACACUGUUGAGUUCCAUUUUUAUGCUGGCGAGGAGGGAGGUCUCCUGGGAAGCCAGGACAUCUUCCAACAAUACUCGCAGAAGAAAAAAGACGUGAAGGCCAUGCUCCAGCAGGACAUGACUGGCUACACGGAAGGUACGACGAAUGCUGGCAAGAAGGAAUCAAUCGGUAUUAUUACCGACAACGUCGAUGCGAACCUUACCAAGUUCCUGAGGAUGAUUGUGGCUGCUUAUACCAACCUUCCAUCUGUUGAUUCUAAAUGCGGAUACGGGUGUUCCGACCAUGCCUCGGCCACGAAGUAUGGCUAUCCCGCGGCAUUUGCAUUCGAGUCUGAGUUUGGCGACGACAGCCCCUACAUUCAUUCGGCGGAUGAUACGAUUGAUACCGUCAACUUUGACCACGUGUUGCAGCACGCAAGAAUGACUCUUGGAUUUGCAUAUGAGCUUGCUUUUGCAUCGUUGUAAGGGGGUCUAUAAUGAUGAGUAUUGUUGGCAUGGGUACUCUGUGGGCGUUAGUGUACAAUUCAGGAGACGAUGAUACGUAAUAUAUAUAGAUACUCCUGAGCUAGGGUUAU